GCCUUUGCGUUUGGUAAAGAAUGUCCGUCCUGCGCCACCGUAUCCACGAUAAACAGUGACAGGCAGCUGUUCCUGCGUGUUACUGUCUGAGCUCACGUGUGCGACUGAUUUUACCGUUAAAACAACAAGAUGGAGCCUGUUAUUAAAAUAAAUCCCGGUGCUUCAAAAUGGGACAUUCGACACAAAGUUUGGGACUAUAUCGAAGAAAAGAACCUGGCCAACUUCCCGAGGCCUGUUCACAACAGGAUUCCGAAUUUCAAGGGAGCCUUCACGGCCUGUGCCAAGGUUUCUGAGCUGCAGGUGUUCCCCCAGACUCCUGAGGUGAAGGUGGAUCCAGAUAAACCCCUAGAGGGCGCUCGUCUGGCAGUGCUACAGGCCCAGAAGACUUUGCUGGUCCCAACUCCCCGCCUCCGUACUGGUCUUUUCAACAAAAUUACUCCUCCAGAGGGAGCCAACAAAGAACAGCUCCGUAUAUGUGCUUCUGCUCAGGGUGUGAAAGACUUUAGUGUUCCUGUAGGUCUGGAGGCAAAGGUGAAGAUCGACCUGGUGGUGGUUGGCUCUGUGGCAGUGUCACCUAAAGGUUUCCGCAUUGGAAAAGGCGAAGGCUACGCUGACAUGGAGUAUGGAAUGAUGGUUUCCAUGGGAGCAGUAAACGACUCCACUGUGGUGGUCACUGUUGUCCAUGACUGUCAGGUGGUGGACGUCCCAGAGGAGCUGAUCGAGAGUCACGACCUGAUCGUAGACUACAUCCUCACACCCACCAGGGUUAUUAAGACAGACUGCUGCAAACCGAAGCCACAGGGCAUCUACUGGAAUAAGCUGGACGUUGAAAAGCUGCAGAAGAUCCCCAUCCUAAAGAAACUGCAGGCUCUGGAGGAAGAGGCUGGAAAGGAUGUCACACUGGGGUCGGUGCCAGCUACUGUAGCAGGAACAGUAGCCGCAGCAGAGCCUGCUCCACGUGCAGCUCAACCCAGAAGACAAACCAGACGCAGGCCGAGGCUCAGCUCACAGCAGGAGGAAGAGGAAGAGUUCAAACAGGAGUCCAAACCGGAGAGGAAAACAGAGGGAGAGCAGAACUUUAGACAGCGCCCAGCCCGAGUGAGGAAAGAGAGCAGAGGAGGUGAGGAGAGAGCAACCAAAGGUAGAGGACGUGGAGGAAACUUCAAGGAGAAAGGCCCAGACGAGAAGGGAAGUGAAGGGACCGCAUCUGAGCGUAAAGUGCCCCCAACUGUGACCACGGUGUACCUGGGAGGGAUCCCCACAGGGCUGAGGGUCAGUGAGCUCAAAACUGUCCUCAGAGAGAAGGAUGCUGUUCCCCUGAGGCUCACCUGGCAGGGAGCUCAGCACAGAGCCUUCCUCGACUACAGCGACCCUGAGGCUGCAGAUCAGGCCCUGGAGGCCCUGCAGGGUCUCAAUCUGGACGGUCAGGGUCUACAGGCUGAGCUGGCCAAGAGUCAGCGCAGGGGCAGGAGGUCUGGACAGUCCGACAGGAGACCAGGACCGGGAGCAACCCAGAAGUUUAAAACGUCAACGACUGAAGAAGAGGUGGAAAAGUCAGAGCAGUGAAACAGAACCGUGUAGACGUGUGCUCACCCACAGGGCUCACGUUCCCCCAAGUGCUAUCAUACACAGCAUUAAAAUCCAUUUCUGAACAAACAAGCCUUAUCAGUUACUAAGCAGCACAAGGGAAUACUAUGAUUUCCUGGUUUCAAAAAUUGAGCUCAAACAUAUCACAUAGAAAGCUUUAAGACAUUAAAAAAAAACAUCUGAGAAAACAAAGAAAAACAGCCAUUAAAAAGCUCCGACAUAUCUACGCCAACAGUAAGGUGUCAACAAAGACGCUCACUUUCUCCGCAUGACUGGACGAAGAACUCAAGACGCCUUCAGGCCAGACUGACCUCUGGGAAGAACCACCUGGAGAAAGAGCAAAUGGACUAGACGCAAAUAUUCGGUCAGAAAAGUGAGAAUAUCAUCUCGUUAGAAUUUUUCUGCGUUUGGAGAAGGAGAGGCGUAGAACCCAUAGAACACUGUCUCCUCUGUGGGAAUCCUGUGAACCAUGAGGGAAAACAAAGAACAUUGGAACAUUUUGGAAAGCAGUCGUCAACAAACUUGAUCAAUAUCACACUUUGGUGCUUACUUUAAAACUGGUGAAGAACUUCAACCAAAUCCUGACUCAGCUUCCAGUAGAUUUAUUUAUGAAGUGAACUGAAGAUCGUUGAUCAUUUAAGGAGAACAUGAAAUGAGGUCACACGUCGCAUAAUGAAAUAUUCAACUGUAACACAGAGGUUACUGAGGGCAAAAUAUGGCUGCCGGGGUCAGUGGGGUCAACCCAAGAGUUAAAUAGCUUAUGUUACAGAACCACUGUUCUAGACGGUGUGGCUCAUACACAUCUUAAGUGCCUGCUAAUGGAAAAAAAAUUACCAUAUUAGGAAUAUUCUUAUUUUAUUCAAAAGCCUGUUUAUAAAGCAAGGUAAAGAAAUGAAUAUUUACCGUAGAUUAGAUGUCACAUUUUUGAUCCCAUUUAGAGGAAAAAAGGUAAUUGAGUGAAAAGAGUGAUUCAUCAUACUUCUUACUCAUCAGUUCCUUGAUGUACUCCUCUCAUCUUCCUAACACUGGUUAUUUACUAGCGCAGUUUGACCGCCCUCAGCUGACACAGCUAGGCUCUCCCCACAGUUCUGUAACAACCCGUUACAAAUCGUUUACUUUGCCAUUUUACAGUACAUGAGAAUGUUGUUGACCAUAGACUGUUUGUACUGUAAUAUUGUUUGAUACGGGAUAAUUUUUUUUUUACCGUUAUUAAUACAGCAUAUACCUGGACGUCCUGUGAGUUAUUUUUUGGAAACUGUUAGCAAUAUUAAUUUCCUAUUCUUCAAGGGAAAUGUUAAGCUAUCGUUUGAAAUAAGCUAUUUGUUUUCUUGGCUAAAUUUUAGUUGUGACAAAGUUUUGCCCGUUUGAAGGCUAGCCUUGAAUUUACCAACUUGGAUUGUGGUAAAAGUUAUCUAUAGUGUAAUAAUUAGUAAUACGUUUUCUGCUAAAUGGGAUUUGAAACUAUGUUCUUCCAAUUGCAACUCGACGUCACAUCCAUGUCUUACACAGGGUCUGUACAUGUACAUGGACUACUGGCUGUUUCUGUUGCGCCACCUACCUUGUAGAAAGUGGUGUCAUCCACGCUACAUGUCCUACUGCACUUGUCAUGCAUUUGUUUGGAGAAUAAUUUGACUAAAUACUUUGACUUUG
This is a messenger RNA of Cynoglossus semilaevis (tongue sole), 3237 nucleotides long. It is a transcript of the gene mthfsd, whose product is annotated as methenyltetrahydrofolate synthetase domain containing. The transcript has 9 exons. Lineage: Eukaryota; Metazoa; Chordata; Actinopteri; Pleuronectiformes; Cynoglossidae. Gene Ontology annotation, cellular component: cytoplasm. The record is from RefSeq and is a predicted model, not a curated record. Gene Ontology annotation, molecular function: RNA binding. The coding region runs from base 130 to 1566 and encodes 478 amino acids.